UAGAUGUUAUGAUUAGCAAAGUUUCUGGUAAGGUAAUUUAGCAGAAGCAUUCAAGAUCGUAACACUACUGGACACUGACCUGUGUAAUUUAUAUAAAGUGACCUUAUACGCUACACAUGAUUUUUCUCACGGUCAUUGGCUGAUAAGAGAUUUUUCACAGUGCCCGCCCAAGACAAAAACUCUUAAGAUUGAUGAUCUACGACCAAUGGAAAUUAAUCAAAGAAGCGGGUCUGCGGGAGUUUUCACUGAAGACGCCUUGCAGUGGUGAAAGUUGGUGCUCGGGCACAAAGACAAAUCUGUCCAUCCCCAGGGGCUGAUUGGAACUUUAGGAAGAUGGUGAAACAGGACACCCCCCGCCGCACCCUAUCCAGGAGUUCCAAACGGAACUCCCAGAUCUCCAGCCUGAAGGACCUGACUCUGUUGGACAGGACCAAGUCAGAGUCCAGAGCGGGCAGUGCCUCGGGCAGCCUCCCGGUGUUUCACCCAGGCGGAGAGGUGGGCUGGAAGGGCUUUCCUGACAGGGUGUACGUCCUCGCCGCUGCCAUCUUCCAGAACACCCACGUAGUGAAGCCCGCCGCCCACCGCCUCAUCAGCUUUGGCAAGAAGACCAGCGGCUCCAUGCCCGUGGCCAAAGACGAUGUGACGCAGCGCUGUGCCUAUGAGCUCGCCUUCAACGCCCUCAAAUAUCAAGAGCUGCUGGAGGACAUCAUGAUUGACAGCUGCUUUUACCUCUCUCAGCCAAUGCCGGAUGACUUGAUGAGUCUGGUGGCUGUCAUGCUCUAUGACUUCCAAGACAGGAAGUUCCUUCCCCGCGAGCGGCCAGCCAAUCAGAGGGAAGAGCCCAAGCCGGAGGUCAGGGAGGUGGAGAAGUGCCUGCUCAAGUUUAAGACAAAGCUGGCGGCCUCGCUGGCACGCUGCAGGAUCAAACACGACCUGCUGACGAUCGACUGCAUCCUGCCCGACAGCGUCAGGAAGAGGCAGGAGAAGGCCAACAGCCAGCCCCUCUACGCCUGGGUCAACACGCUCAAGACAAGCCUGUCAAAGGUGCUGGACGUGCUGAUGAGGGAGGGCUUUGCGCAGGUGAAAUCGUCCAGGCAGCUGGACGGCCAGACCUUCUGUCAGGACCCGCACUGCCAGGACCUGCUGGCGUUCCCUCCGCAGCAGAAGGCCGAGCUGUACCGGACCAAGCUGCUCGGCCAGUACAAGCUCAUCGCACAGGACAAGUCCUGCUGUGUGGGCCCGUGGCUGGCAGGGGGCCUGUUGGUAGCGGAGGGGGACAUCCUCAUGGCCGGUGUCCCGUCCGUCCUCACGGUAGCCCACGUGGCGGCCAUCGUGGCCCUUGGCCCCCGGGGGCCUGGCCUCAGCAGCAGCAGCAGCAGCAGCAGCAGCAGCGUCAGCUCCAGUGGACCGUGCAGAGUGUACGUCUGCGGAGGAGACCUCCAGCCUGGACAAAGAGAGGAGCUGCAGGAGAGCCUCGUCAACAUGGGCUGCAAGAAUGUGAAGGUUCUCCCUGAGGCCUUCCAGGCUCUGGAUGUGAAUGACUUGCGUGUGCAGAGGACCCAGCUCAUCCUGCUGACGCCCCAGUGCUCCGUCUCUGCCGUGUGCAACCCUGUGGGCUAUCUGCUGCAGGAGAAUGGAGACACAGAGCUCCUCCAAGACCUAUCCCAAGGUUCCAUAGCCCAAGCGAAGAUCGAUGCCCUGGUGGCCCAGCAGAGUAAGGACCUGAAGCAUGCCCUCAAUUUCCCCAGAGUCCAGUCGGUAGUUUACUGCACCUGUUCGGUGUACCCAGAGGAGAACGAGGAGCUGGUGAGCCGAGUGCUGGCAGCAGGACAAGAGGAUCAGGACAGACCGCCCUUCAGGCCAAACACGGCAGCGCUACCCCAGCAGAUGUGCAUGGGUGAAGUGGAGGAGGGGCAGGAGAGGGGAAGCAGGUUCUUUAAACUGGAACCCUCAGAGGACAGCAACGGCUGCUUCAUCGCUGUGCUGACCAGAGAGGUGGAGCCGGAGGCGACGGAGACGGCCCAGGAGGUGCUGGCACGCGCCGCCGCCAAGGGCCUGCUGGACGGCAUCCAGACCGACCCGCCGCCCAAGAAGGAAAGGCGUGCCCGGCAGCACCACCCCCACCACCGGCCCGGCGGCCCAGCCAACCAGGGCCGCUCCUCCCACCCCCACCCCCACCCGCGGCCUCACGGCUCCGUGAGCAGCCAGUCGGCCGCGAUCUCCCGACUUCCUCCGGUGGGGAAUUACGGCAGCAAGAGCGCACUGGCCUCCGGAGGUAAAAUCAAACUCCCGUCCCAGCAGCGGCAGCCUAAAAGUGUCCAACCCAACAGAGGCUCGUCUGGGCCCAUGGUGUCCAGCUCCUCACGCAAGCCCAUGGGCCGCACCACCAGCACCACAGCCUACUCCAACACCUCCUCAAAGAUCUCCUCAAACAUCUCCUCCAACACCUCCUCAAACAUCUCCUCAAAGAUCUCCUCCAACACCUCCUCAAACAUCUCCUCCAUCACCUCCUCCAACACCUCCUCCAUCACCUCCUCCAACACCUCCUCCAAGAUCUCCUUCAAUACCUCCUCCACCACAAACACCUCCACCUUCACCAUCCACCCCAACCGCCUCCUUGCUCUUCCCUCUCCCCCUGCUCCCCCCAUGGCCACUGUCCCGCCCAAAGGUCGUCAGGAGGUGCUGCGGCCCAUGGCGCUGUUGCUGCCCCCGGCCAUCUUCCCCGGCUGCCCUUCCCCCCCUGCCCCCGUGCCCUCCACCAGCUCCCCGUCAUGCAGAGCCCGCCGGGUGCGCUCCAACCCGGCGCUGUCCCUCCUGCAGUGGAAGAGCAGCCACCCGUCCAUCCCCGCCUCACGCUCCAGUGGCUCCAUCCAGGGCAUGUACAUCCACCCACGCCCCUGGCUCUGA
Alosa alosa (allis shad) is the source of this 2907-nucleotide messenger RNA. Its product is annotated as putative methyltransferase NSUN7. The transcript is spliced from 15 exons. The record is from RefSeq and is a predicted model, not a curated record. Gene Ontology annotation, molecular function: methyltransferase activity. Bases 334 to 2907 code for a protein of 857 amino acids. NCBI's taxonomy places the organism in Eukaryota, Metazoa, Chordata, Actinopteri, Clupeiformes, Clupeidae.